ACACGGCCUCCAGCUGCGCUCUCCACACAUAGAACACCAUUUUUCACGCACUACGUUUUGGUCUUUCCUUCAUCUCCGUUCCCAUGGACAGCAAAAACCCGAGCUCCGGCCGUCACCACCGCGAGAAAUCGGCGCCAGUGGCGUCGCCCUCGCGGCGGAGCUUGAAGAGGAAGCUCGACGAGGAGGAGUUCGGCGACGAUCAGGUGAGGAUAGGCGGCGAAUCGGCUUCUGAAUCGCAGCGAGAUCUAGCGAAUGAAAUCCGCACCCAAGUCGAGAUCCUCGAUUGGUCUUUCUCGUACGCGGAGCAAGAUCGCGCGGCCGCCAAACGCGCCAUACACGUCCUGUCCGAACUUGCGAAGAACGAGGAUGUAGUGAAUGUGAUAGUAGACUGUGCUGCGGUUCCCGUGCUUGUAAAGCAUCUACAAGCUCCACCACUAGAGAGGGAGAGAGAAGGUGGACCGAGGCUGUACGAGCAUGAAGUGGAGAAAGGAAGUGCCUUCACUCUUGGACUCCUACCUAUUAAACCAGAACAUCAACAGCAUAUUGUCGAUGCGGGAGCCCUAACCCAUCUUGUGGAUCUGUUAGCACGGGGUAGUGAUGAUCCGAACUCUCGGGCAGUAAAUGGUGCCAUUAGGAGAGCAGCUGAUGCAAUCACUAAUCUUGCUCAUGAAAAUAGCAGCAUUAAAACUUGUGUUAGGAUUGAGGAUGGUAUUCCUCCUUUUGUUGAAUUGCUUGAAUUUGCUGAUGCAAAGGUGCAGAGGGCAGCAGCUGGAGCCCUUCGAACCCUUGCUUUUAAAAACGAUGAGAACAAAAAUCAGAUUGUGGAAUGCAAUGCUCUGCCUACUUUAAUACUUAUGCUGCGGUCUGAGGAUGCUGCCAUACACUAUGAAGCGGUUGAUUUUAUUGGAAAUCUGGUCCACUCAUCUCCAAACAUUAAGAAGGAAGUCCUUGCUUCUGGAGCUUUGCAACCUGUCAUUGGGUUACUUCGCUCCUGUUGCUCAGAGAGCCAAAGGGAAGCUGCUUUGCUUCUUGGGCAAUUUGCUGCGACAGAUUCAGACUGUAAGGUGCACAUCGUUCAAAGAGGUGCUGUUCCCCCACUCAUUGAAAUGCUCCACUCACCAGAUGCUCAAUUAAGGGACAUGUCGGCAUUUGCCCUGGGGGAUCCACAUAAUCAGGCCGGUAUUGCACACAGUGGUGGAAUAGUACCAUUACUCAAGCUUCUUGAGUCCAAAAAUGGAUCUCUGCAACAUAGUGCUGCAUUUGCUCUCUACGGGCUUGCAGAUAAUGAGGAUAAUGUUGCAGAUUUUGUUAGAGUUGGGGGUGUUCAGAAACUUCAAGACGGUGAAUUUAUUGUCCAACCUACAAGAGAUUGUAUAGCCAAGACACUGAAGAGACUUGAAGAGAAAAUCCAUGGGAGGGUAUUGAGUCACUUAUUGUACAUGGUGCGUGUGGAAGAGAAAUGUGUUCAAAGACGUGUGGCUCUGGCUCUUGCUCAUCUAUGUUCUCCAGAUGACCAAAGAAUCAUUUUCAUCAAUAAAAACGGACUGUCUUUGCUUUUGGAACUUCUAGAAUCCACUAACUCGAAGGACCAAAGAGAUAGUUCAGUGGCUUUAUGCAAGCUGGCUAAUAAAGCAAGCUCACAGUCUCCCAUAGAUGCUGCUCCUCUGUCCCCUAUACCUCAGGAAAACGAUUCUAUGCGCACAGAAUUUGUUUGCUUGCCUCAUUCGAUGCUUUUCGGGCUAUGUUUGAUGGUGGUUACCGGGAGAGAGAUGCCAAAGAUAUCGAGGUUCCUAAUAUCAGAUGGGAUGUUUUUGAGUUUGAUGAUGAGAUAUAUCUACACAGGAUUUGUUGACGUCAACUUAGACAAUGCACAGGAUCUUUUGAGAGCUGCUGACCAGUAUCUGUUAGAGGGUCUAAAGCGCCUAUGUGAAUACGCCAUUGCACAGGAUAUAUCAGUAGAGAACGUGUCUCUCAUGUUUGAGUUAUCGGAGGCAUUUAAUGCUCAGUCUUUGAGACAUGCUUGCAUCCUAUUCAUCCUUGAUAAUUUUGACAAAUUAAGUCCCAUGGCAUGGUAUCCCCAACUCAUUCAACGUAUAUUACCCGACACUCGAAAUUAUUUCGUGAGAGCAUUGACGACUAGACAGUUUGAUGCCGAUCUAAGACGGUAGGUGUGUUUUUGGCAGCUGUUUUUUGGGUACUGAUAUUUGACCGGCUAAGUGACCUGAUGAGAAUGUACAGAAGCUUAUUAGUUAACUAGUAGAUGAGCCUAAUUUGUUGUCUUCUUGCUCUGGAUUAACCCCCUCCCUAUGUUGACCCAUUGUAGUGCCAAUGGCAUAAAAUGUUGUACCACUUGACACGGCUGAUUCCUAAUUCUUGGAUAACUCGUACGCUGCUGCUCAAAUAUGAGGAGUCAAUUGCGAUGAAGACUAUGCAGUAUAGGUUGAAUGUUUGUGGUGGUGGUGCUUCUUGAAACGAGUCGGGUCGAGCAUGGGCUUUGUUGAGCGCAUAUUAAAUUUUUUUUUCUUUAGUGCUCGAUUUCGAGCUCGAGCUUGGUCAAGCCGUAUAAAAUGGUGUUCGACUCGACUCCUGAAAAAAAUAAGAAUGCUCGAGCUCGACUCGAUGUUUGAGAUCGAAUUGAUGCUCGAUAUGGCUCGAGUUCGACUCGAAAUAUUAACUAUAUUUCAAAUGUAAGGGUACUAUUUUUAAUCUAAUACUAAAUAGACAAUUUUGACAUUGUGUUCUAAUGUUGAUAAUUAAACUAUAUGAGGUAUUUAUGUAAAUCGAAAGUCGAGCGGCUCAUCGAGCUUUUGAGCCUCUU
This is a messenger RNA of Striga asiatica, 2818 nucleotides long. Lineage: Eukaryota; Viridiplantae; Streptophyta; Magnoliopsida; Lamiales; Orobanchaceae. The record is from the annotation of a GenBank genome assembly.